This is a messenger RNA of Zea mays, 2080 nucleotides long. RefSeq names its product pheophorbide a oxygenase, chloroplastic. The coding region runs from base 265 to 1827 and encodes 520 amino acids. Gene Ontology annotation, molecular function: pheophorbide a oxygenase activity; chlorophyllide a oxygenase activity; 2 iron, 2 sulfur cluster binding. Lineage: Eukaryota; Viridiplantae; Streptophyta; Magnoliopsida; Poales; Poaceae. The record is from RefSeq and is marked validated. Gene Ontology annotation, cellular component: chloroplast thylakoid; cytoplasm. The transcript has 7 exons.
AGCCCUACUAGUUCUUCCCUCGCGUUCACUCCCCAGCGUGGGAAAAUCCCGGAAUUUUCUUGUUUGUCCACUGGUUUUCUUGCGCCAAAACCAGGUUUCUCCCCGUUGCCGUGGCAGAACUCUGUUCUUGCCCAGUCUAGAAGAUCUGCACCGUUCCAACCACCGACUCCGGCCGCCAAGCAUAUAGCCAGCGCGGCGAAGAAUUCCCAACGCGAAAGCCAAAACCUCUUCACUUCACUUCACGUCGACACGUGCGGGGAGAAUAUGCGCGCGACAAUCCCAGCCCUGUCGCUCCUGGUGACGCCGCGGCUCCCCUCGCUCGCCGUGCCGCUGGCUGGAGGCCGCCUCCGCGUGGGCGGUCGUUCUCGGACCCGCCUCCGCGUGGCGGCGCCGACGUCCGUCCCAGGGGAAGCGGCGGAGCAGGCGGAGCCGAGCACGUCGGCGCCCGAGUCCGGCGAGAAGUUCUCGUGGAGGGAUCACUGGUACCCGGUCUCCCUCGUCGAGGACCUCGACCCCAGCCGCCCCACCCCGUUCCAGCUCCUCAACCGCGACCUCGUCAUCUGGAAGGAACCCAAGUCCGGCGAGUGGGUCGCGCUCGACGACCGCUGCCCCCACCGCCUUGCCCCGCUCUCGGAGGGCAGGAUCGAUGAGACGGGGUGCUUGCAGUGCUCGUAUCACGGAUGGUCAUUCGAUGGCUCCGGCGCCUGCACCAAGAUCCCCCAGGCCAUGCCCGAGGGUCCUGAGGCCCGUGCGGUGCGGUCACCGAAGGCGUGCGCGAUCAAGUUCCCCACCCUCGUCUCCCAGGGGCUGCUCUUCGUGUGGCCCGAUGAGAAUGGGUGGGAGAAAGCGGCCGCCACCAAGCCUCCAAUGUUGCCGAAAGAAUUUGAGGACCCGGCCUUCUCCACGGUGACAAUCCAGAGGGACUUGUUCUAUGGUUAUGAUACGUUGAUGGAGAACGUCUCUGAUCCGUCCCAUAUAGAAUUUGCUCACCACAAGGUUACUGGACGAAGAGAUAGAGCCAGGCCUUUGACAUUCAGGAUGGAAUCAAGUGGUGCCUGGGGUUACUCAGGAGCAAAUUCUGGUAAUCCUCGCAUUACUGCAACUUUUGAGGCCCCUUGUUAUGCAUUAAACAAAAUAGAGAUAGACACAAAGUUACCCAUUUUUGGCGACCAGAAAUGGGUCAUAUGGAUUUGCUCUUUCAACAUUCCAAUGGCCCCAGGGAAGACUCGUUCUAUUGUCUGUAGCGCUCGAAACUUUUUCCAGUUCACAAUGCCAGGAAAAGCAUGGUGGCAGCUUGUUCCUCGAUGGUAUGAACAUUGGACUUCAAAUUUGGUCUAUGAUGGCGAUAUGAUCGUUCUUCAAGGCCAGGAGAAGAUUUUCCUAGCUGCAACCAAGGAGUCUUCUACGGAUAUUAAUCAGCAGUACACAAAGAUCACAUUCACGCCCACACAAGCUGAUCGAUUUGUUUUAGCAUUCCGCACGUGGCUAAGGAAAUUUGGCAAUAGCCAGCCGGAGUGGUUUGGAAAUCCUACACAAGAAGCAUUGCCUUCCACCGUCCUUUCAAAGCGCGAGAUGCUAGACAGAUACGAGCAGCACACGUUGAAAUGCUCGUCUUGCAAAGGAGCAUAUAAUGCUUUCCAGAAUCUGCAGAAGGUAUUCAUGGGAGCGACAGUAGUUUGCUGUGCUGCCGCUGGUAUUCCUCCAGAUGUUCAGCUCAGGCUAUUGAUCGGUGCGGCUGCUUUGGUCAGUGCCGCUAUAGCAUACGCAUUCCAUGAGCUCCAGAAGAAUUUUGUAUUCGUGGAUUACGUGCAUGCUGACAUUGAUUGAAAGAUUCGUGAGGAUCUGUUGUGUCGACAUCACUCGCUCGCGAGUCGUGUCUGUAGUCUAGGGCUCUAGGCGUCUAGGUAGGGAAAGUAACUUUUUGCCGGGUAUAGGUCAUAUUGCUCACAUAUGUAUUUUGUAUAGUGUAUGCACUCAACUGUAGCCGAUGCAGUGCGAAAAUAUAGUUUUUAUGUUAUUAUCUAUUGGAUUAAAAUUGUCUCCAGAUCCUUUUAGCAUGUAAAAUGCCAUUUUUCAAAUG